Molecule: messenger RNA, 1558 nt
Organism: Pieris rapae (cabbage white)
Lineage: Eukaryota; Metazoa; Arthropoda; Insecta; Lepidoptera; Pieridae
Exons: 6
Coding region: 57-1532 (491 amino acids)
Cellular component (GO): centrosome
Molecular function (GO): protein binding
Source: RefSeq, a predicted model, not a curated record
AAUUAGUGUCUUUGUUUUCAAAGCUUGAAAGAAGCCCUUUAUUUAACUGAAACGACAUGAAGAUCCCUUACGUCGUUUCACCAAAUACUCGUAAUGCAUAUGCCACCGCUCCCCUGCUGCAUACAUCAUUGGGUGAAAGCGGUCGCAAGUUGGUUCCUGAAGACUUUGAAUGGGACGACGGUUUUACUCCGGCACCUCUAACAUUCUACGCAGCUUUGGCACUUUCACGAAUCUUUCACCGAAUUAAUCCUCUUCACAGAAUCCUUCAAAAAGAUGUCGAUAUACUUAUGGACUUAUAUCCUGCAACUAUACCAUUAAAAUUCAGUGUCCCUUACAUAAAGGAUGAACAAUACUGGAAGCGAUCAUUCUACUCAAAAUUCCCGGAACGCAAAGAAAUUGGUGUAUCGUUUUGGAAAGGAAAAUAUUUGUCUGCUUGUCUUCAAGAUUACCUUGAAAAUAUAAAGCCUGAUAUUUUUAUUGAAGAAGAUGCGGUUGUACUGGCUUCUCUGGUGAGUCCAUACAUUUACGAAUUAAGUCUCAAUCAACUGCAAAUGAUAAGACAACCAAAACCAGCCUUGCCAUCAGAGGAAGUGGAAGAUACGUGCGAGUUUAGUGUUACUAAAGUUUACGAUCAUAUACCUUUGGAACCAGUUCUAAUGAAAUUAUACAACCUUCAAGAAAUAUCUUUAGUAUUUGGCAUCAAUAACUUAGCUGAAGAGUAUAUGACAAGGUAUUUUGAGUUCUCACUCGCUGACUGUGAGUCUCUUUGUCGAGGUCUUGAGUACCUAACGAAUUUAAAAACAUUCCGCAUCAAUCGGAGUAAUCUAGAUUGUUCUAAAGUUAAAUUGAUUCUUCAGAAUCUAGUGAAAAAAGACUGUAUAGAAGAAUUAGACUUUAAUCACUGUAAAAUCGGUGACUACGGUAUGAAAGCUUUGGGUGGUUUUAUUUUUAUACAUAAAAACGUGAAGAGAGUAAGAAUUGCAAAUAAUAGAUUUAAAGAGGUUGGUGUGCAAGGAAUUGCGUACGCUUUACAGAUGAAUCCAGCUGCGCCAAUUGAACUUUUAGAUUUUAGCUUAAAUCCCAUGUCUUUGGAAUGUGCAACAAUUUUUGCGGCAGCUUUCGUCCGAUGCAAAGAAAAACCGCAGACGUUAAUUGUCAACUCCUGUGGAUUCUCUGGAGCUUCAGCUGAGAAGAUGGCUGGAAUUUUAAGUCUUAACCGAGGUCUCACCAGAUUGGAUAUGGCUGCCAAUAAUUUAUCUGGGGAAGCCGAAACAACACUUAUAAGUGCCUUGGAACAAAACAAGAAAGUGCUGAGGGUCGAUCUACGAAGAACACAUAUAUCUGACGAAACACAAAGAAAAGUCGAUGAGCUGCUGGAACGCAACAGAAGUCUAGUUGGGCAAGAAACUGAAGCGAGUGAUGAAAUACCACCACUGUUUCUUAACGAACCCGAGUACCUUAUAUGGGAAUACAAUCCAAAUAAUCCUGAUUAUAUUCCUGGUAGGUACCCAACGCGAGUUCCUGAGAUAUAAUUAUUAAAGUAUCUUGGAUAUGUUCG